CUCCCUGGUGAAGCUCUGCUCUCGUCUGUGUCUUGUGAAGAACUACAUGUCCCAAACUGCUUUGCUACACGUGAACCUUGCUCGAAUCCAUAUGUCUCAGUUGUCACGGUGAACAUCCCAUACCGCUGACAUAUUGGAGCUCAUCUGACUGCUGUUUUCAAUCAGACUUGGGCGACUAUAAGAAUCCUCGGGCCACACACAACUCUACCUGAAGUCAAACACAAAGAGGGCAGCAGAAAGGUUUGAGCUCUGCGGCCAUGUUUGCUCUUAGCUGUUUCGUAUUGGUUGGACUGGUAUGUCAAAGUUUGGGCCAGUACGAAUAUGACGAUUACUAUUCCCCCGCAGGACUGGAGGUAAUAUCAUCUCCUGGCUGUGCCCCAGAAUGUGACUGCCCGAUCAACUUUCCCUCUGCCAUGUACUGCAAUGAACGCAACCUGAAGUUCAUCCCCAUCGUGCCAAUUGGAAUCAAAUACCUCUACCUGCAGAACAACAACAUCGAGGAGGUAAAAGCCGGCGUGUUUGAUAAUGCCACCGACCUUCGCUGGCUUGUUCUCGACAACAACAUCAUCACCAGUGACAAGAUCCAGGCUGGUACCAUUGAUAAACUGAGCAAACUGGAGAAGCUCUAUUUUAGUCAUAACAAGCUAACCAAACCCCCCGGCCCUCUGUCUAAGUCUCUGGAUGAGUUGAAGUUGACUGACAACCAGCUCAGUUCGUUCCCCUCCAACGCUUUGUCUGGCAUGGAAAACCUGACCACCGUCCACCUGUCGAAGAACAAAUUGACCACCGAGAGCAUUACGGGUGCCUUCAAGGGUUUGAAGUCUCUCGUUCUGCUAGAUGUCAGUGAGAACAAGCUGAAGAAACUUCCUUCAGGUGUUCCAGCUUCGUUGUUGAUGCUCUACGCCGAUAAUAAUGACAUCGACAGCAUCCCAAAUGGCUACCUGGCUAAGCUUCCAAACCUGCAGUAUUUGCGUGUUUCCCACAAUAAAUUGGUGGAUUCGGGAAUCCCUGCGGGUGUGUUUAACGUGUCCUCUCUUCUCGAGCUGGACUUGUCCUUCAACAAGUUGAAGACCAUUCCGGAAAUCAACGAAUCUCUCGAGCACCUGUACCUGCAAGUCAAUGAGAUAGACAAAUUCGAACUGUCUAAUAUCUGCAAGUUCAGCUCCCCCGUCAAUUACUCCAGACUGAAAACCCUGCGUUUGGAUGGAAACAACGUCACGCACAGCAGCAUGCCAGACGACACCUCCAACUGCCUACGCCAGGCCUCGGAGAUCAUUUUUGAAUAGGGUCACUAUCACGAUGUGAGGUCAAUGAUACCCAAAACGUAUUAAGGCUAUUGUUCUUUUUAGACACUUCGGCAUCUAUAUGUCCUUAACCACAUCUUUGCAACCAUCUUUUGCUGUUUGUUUGCACAUUGACAACAAUAUUAACUCUCCAAAAUGUUUAUGAAAACAUUUUGGCUGCAAUUGCAGUGAAAUCGUGAAAAUCUGGCACAUAAUAAAUCACAGUUUGGAAUGAUACUGUGUUAGGAGUGGUAGUAGCAUUUGAAAAAAUAAACUGUACUACCUUUUCACAAAGCUUUUGAACAAAUACUAAGAUGUUACAAUCUAAAGAGAAACACAGGUGUAAAAAAAAAAGUUAAUAUACUGUAGCUUAUUGUCAUCUAAUGUCAUUGUAGAUGUCAUUUAAUUUCAUUUUAAUUGUUCCGCAUGUUAAACAUCUUAAUCAAUAAUGUUUUAUUAUUGUAAUCAUAUUAUUCAUAAAGCUGUCAGUAAGGAAUUCAGAUUGAACAACUAUUACAUAUCACAAACUUUUUUUUGCAACUUUUUUUAGUAUAAUUUCUGUAAGUAAGAGAAGAAAUAUGGCUAUGCAAAUAUUCUGAGGUUAAGGUAAAACUUUUUGUUUCAAAGAUACGUUUUUAUUUAACUAUAAAGGAUUGCAGUGCCAAAAUGUUUAUUCAUAGCAAACUAGUAGCGUAAUAUGUUCUCAACACUGCCAACAUUUAUACUGUAUUCUAUCUGCAUGCAAUUCAUCAUACCGUUUGUAACAGUAAUUGUUUACUAUUCUACAGCUUUGUUUUUUUUUUAUUAAUUUAAUACACCAUUUAACGUCAUCAUUAUGUCACUGAAAUUAAUGAGGCCUUGGAUUACAGUAACUUUGGCACACUGUUUUGUAAAAUUCCCUGAUUUGUUGUUGUUUAGUGGAAAAAUACAAGUUUGUUCAUCUUUAAUUGAAUAAAUCAGAUUUCUUAUAUGUGUGGGGAAA
Molecule: messenger RNA, 2265 nt
Organism: Triplophysa rosa
Lineage: Eukaryota; Metazoa; Chordata; Actinopteri; Cypriniformes; Nemacheilidae
Gene: lum
Product: lumican
Exons: 4
Coding region: 258-1286 (342 amino acids)
Molecular function (GO): protein binding
Source: RefSeq, a predicted model, not a curated record